Messenger RNA from Maniola jurtina (meadow brown), 1920 nucleotides. RefSeq names its product sugar transporter ERD6-like 9. Gene Ontology annotation, cellular component: membrane. Bases 98 to 1516 code for a protein of 472 amino acids. Gene Ontology annotation, biological process: transmembrane transport. Gene Ontology annotation, molecular function: transmembrane transporter activity. The transcript has 4 exons. The record is from RefSeq and is a predicted model, not a curated record. Lineage: Eukaryota; Metazoa; Arthropoda; Insecta; Lepidoptera; Nymphalidae.
UAUUUAUCGUUUAAAUAUCUUAGCUUUUUGAAUCACUAAAAAAUCAAGUUAGUUUGUUUCUGAUCAAAGCUAGGAGCGGUGCAGUGCGAGGAGUAAAAUGUAUCAAAGGGCACUAGUGAUAGGCAGUAUAGCUAGUGUAUCGUUCGGCAAUGGCUUCAUCCUGGGUCAGGUGGCCAGCCUGGUUCAGUCUCUCCGGAGACGCGAGGAGGGCAUCCAACUGACUGACGGGCAGAUCUCCAUCAUUGCGGGUUCCCUCAUGAUCUUCAACAUACUUGGGAUGGCGCUGGCGGCUGUGGUCUCCGACAAGGUUGGCAGGAAGUGGUCUUUCACCAUCUUCUCCGUGCCUAUGAUGGCUAACUACAUAGUGGCAUACUUCGCGUGGGACAUGCCCUCACUCAUGCUGUCCAGACUUCUAGCCGGUAUCGCCACAGGUGCACUCUUCGCUCUAAAAUUAUGUGUAACAUCAGAAUACGUAGGCCCUAAAACCAGAGCAAUGUUCCUCAACAUGAUAUCCACAUUAGCGCCAUCUAUCGGCAGUGCUGCAGCUCACGCUCUAGGAAUUGUAUUUCACUGGAGAACAGUCGUUCUGUUUGGAAUAUUGACGACAAUUUCUGGAAUAAUCCUACCAUUUUUCUGGGAAGAAAGCCCCCAUUGGUUAGCCUCUAAAGGAAAGUUUGAAGAAUGCGAACAGGCCUUCAGGAAGCUACAUGGAAGUACACCCAAUACUGAAGCAGAACUUAGUUUGCUGCUCACAGUCGAAAAAUCAAAGUUAGAAAAAGCGAAAAAAACGAAUUCGAUGGGAACCCUCAAAAAACUAAUGAUUGCUUGUAAAAAGAAAUAUUUCUGGGAUUUGAUGCUGCUUGGAGUCUUUAUAUCUGCUUUCAUAGCAUCAGCUGGAAAGUUAGCAUUUAGUACUCUCGCUGUUACCAUUAUACAAGAAAUGACAGGUUCACGUGAUAAUAUAUUUGGUUUUACAAUGGUCGUUGAUAUUUGUGUUAUAUUAGGAGCGGCUGCAUCGUGUUUAUUAAUCAAAAAGUUAUCAAUGCGAAGCAUGUUAUUCACCACGGGUAUUAUUGGCAUCAUAGUUUUAGUUAGUCUAAGCGCGUGUUUGUAUUUUAAAACUAAUUCAGUCUAUUUUCAAUGGGCUAACGUUUCGUUGCUCAGUUUCUAUUUCUUCAUCGUUAAAUCCGGACCGUAUCCUAUAUUAGAAGCUUUAUUGGGUGAAAUUUAUCCUAUAGAGUUGAAAGUACAUUUCUUUUUCUUUUCCGGGAUUAUUUUGAUGAGUUCAUUGGCUUUAACUGUACUUUUGUUACAAGUGAUGGUGGGUGCAAUGGGUUACCAUGGGUUAUUUUUAACUAAUGCUAGUAUAAUGGGCUUGAGUUUAAGUUACAUUUGGCUUAGGUUACCAGAAACUAAGGGGCGCACGCUACAAGAAAUAGAAAUCUAUUUCAAAACUAAAAACUUCCAUGAAAUCGAUGCAGUUUUGAGCAAUGAACAAGUUAAAGCUUUAAUUUAAUGUAUUUUGCUCUGUUGAUUUAGUUGAAUUUAAAUACUUAGGUACUGAGUAUGCGCAAAAGAACAUUAUUUAAUAUCCUUCGUAACUCACAAUAUCUAUGAAAAAACAAAAAUUGAUUUUUGUUAAACCUAUUUGAUUUUUGUGGUGUAUUUAUUCAAUUACUAUUUAAAUAUGUAGUAAAAUGGUGCUAUUUAUAAUAUGUUCCCUAGCUUAUGCUGGUGCUCUUUUCACCCGCCUUUUUUUGCUACCUUAGGGUUUAUACAAAUAAAAAGUGUAGGUACAAUGGUAUGUAUACUUUGAAUAAAUGAUUUGACUUUAUGCCAGUAAAGAAUAAGUCUGUUGCAUGCCAACAGUUCUCAUCCAUUACCUACCUCAACACACUGUAAUUUAAAAUUCAAUUGCUA